Messenger RNA from Eufriesea mexicana, 552 nucleotides. Its product is annotated as tctex1 domain-containing protein 2. The record is from RefSeq and is a predicted model, not a curated record. The transcript is spliced from 4 exons. Gene Ontology annotation, molecular function: dynein intermediate chain binding. The coding region runs from base 1 to 552 and encodes 183 amino acids. Gene Ontology annotation, cellular component: cytoplasm; cytoplasmic dynein complex. Gene Ontology annotation, biological process: microtubule-based movement. Lineage: Eukaryota; Metazoa; Arthropoda; Insecta; Hymenoptera; Apidae.
AUGAACCAACAGCAAAGCAAAAAUCUCAAUGAGUCGCGCAUUUCGAGGUUUCGAUCAAAUCCGAAUUUACGAAAGCUCAGUAUGAGACAAGUGCAGUUCAACGAGAGCAAGAAGAGGCUGUUGUCGGGGAUCUCUGGUUUGAGUUCAGGGAGCCGUGUGUUUUUCCACAGACGCGGAGAUCGAUUGAAGAUUCCCAAGUACCAAAACACCUAUCGACUCGAAUCAUUCCAUCCCUUCCACAUCGAGGUGGUCGAUCAGAUAGUGAAGGAGACGAUGGAGAGUAAGCUAUCACCGGUGACAUCCUAUCAUCCGAAUCACAUGGCGAAAUUAUGUUUCGAGAUUGGAUCUGACUUGCAAAAUGUGCUCUGCAAAAAGGAUUUCGAUAGGUACAAAUUGGUGGUACAGGUGUCAAUAGUUCAGCGUCUUGAUCAAAGUGUACACUCGGGCUUUCAGUGCCUGUGGGACGUGGAACGAGACAAUUAUUCGUACCAUGUUUUCGAAAACAACCACAUUUACGCGUGGUGUUGUGUGUUUGGCAUGUAUUACGAGUGA